AUGCGUCGUACCCGAUGCCGCCAGCAGCCGUCGCCCGAGGAUGGCCGCCGCGCUUCCAUCGUCUCUCGCUACACCGAUAACGCGCUACCAACACUCCCCGGUGUCAGACCUCCGACCGCCGAGCCGCCUGUCUUUUUCCCGCUGAUCAUGUCGUAUCCCACCCCGACUGGCCCGAUUUACCAGAACCCCCCUCUCCUAUUUCACCCACACAAAGAGGGGAUCUCUCGUCCUCCCACGAUCUACCAGCCUAAUAUCCAACCGGUGCUCGUACCUGGUACCGAGCAACAGUCUCAGGACCGAGCAGGCCUGGAGAAGAACAAGAAACACACUACCAAGAAGAAGAAGCGCCAGAGCUACCAGUAUCGUCAGACCAAUGGUCAGCAAUAUCCUGGCGGCCUCUACCCGCGUGCUCCUACCAUCGGCCAGAAGUUCAUGAGACUCUUCGGAAUGCAGACUGGGCGCGCAGAAACCAUUGCAAGCUCGCGCCAGGAGUCUCAGGAGCGCGUCAACCCGGCUCAGGUCCGUCAAUUCAAUCACAAUGUCCAGCCCUCCGCGAUGCAUGCCGAGGAGCAUGGUCACGAAACAGCCUAUCCAAUCCGAGUUCCCGUCGAACCCCUUUCUCCCGAGUCGAAUGCUGCCACUGUGUACAGCGACGACUAUGUCUUGCCUACCCCGCAUAGACCAACUCGUGCUGGCUCUGGUACUGCCUCUAUUCUCUCGCCCGGUCACCGUCGCCAUUCAAGCCGCCGCAGCGUCAGUCGUGACUCCGGACACGGUGAAAAGCCGAGCACCCAGGUCUCCAUCUCUCGGGAUAGUCGUGACGGCGAUGGUGCAGAACUCACCGAUGGAGGUGCUCACACCCACAGGCGGCAGGCCGAUGACCGAGCUGGCACGGUCAUGUCUUUGAUACUGGAGGCUGUUGGCAUUCGUUUACCGACAGACAGGCGUUCGGGUGAGUGGAAGACGCAGGUGAAAGAACGAAAGUCGCAGGUUCUUCCCGAUGAGUUGCGGAGAGACAAGAGGCGAGACCGUGAGAAGUCCAGGAGGACACAUGAAAGAAGUCUUGCACGGCCACUGAUGUGGCACUUGACCCUGUUGCUCCUGUGCCUGUCCAUCAAGGGGGUGGUCGUUAUGAGGAGGGACGGGUUGGUCAGCAAGUUUCAUCGCAAGUCGGAGCGCAUCCAGUCGUGA
This is a messenger RNA of Verticillium alfalfae VaMs.102, 1191 nucleotides long. RefSeq lists its product with no specific name. The transcript is spliced from 3 exons. The record is from RefSeq and is a predicted model, not a curated record. The coding region runs from base 1 to 1191 and encodes 396 amino acids. Lineage: Eukaryota; Fungi; Ascomycota; Sordariomycetes; Glomerellales; Plectosphaerellaceae.